This is a messenger RNA of Solanum lycopersicum (tomato), 1714 nucleotides long. RefSeq names its product probable receptor-like protein kinase At1g49730. NCBI's taxonomy places the organism in Eukaryota, Viridiplantae, Streptophyta, Magnoliopsida, Solanales, Solanaceae. Gene Ontology annotation, molecular function: protein kinase activity; ATP binding. Gene Ontology annotation, biological process: protein phosphorylation. The record is from RefSeq and is a predicted model, not a curated record.
AUGGGAUUCCUUGGAUUCUCCAAAUCCAAUCCAAGAAGUUAUUGGAUUGCUAGUGCAAUAGUUCUUGUUAUCAUUCUCAUAAUCAUCUUAAAGAAGUUGAUAGUUUAUCUAGAUUGUAAAGGCAAUAGCCAACUUUCGAAAACCAAACCUGAUGAAGAAAAUCAAGUUAGUGUUGAUUCAAAUGGUACUAUAAGAACUUAUGCACUAGAAGAAUUGAAAAUGGCAACCAAAGACUUCAAAAUUCGAAUUGGUGUUGGAGCUACUUCAUAUGUUUAUCGUGCUGAGUUUGGAGAUGGAAGAUUAGGCGCGGUGAAGCGUGUUAUGGAGGAAAGAGGUGGAGAAACAAAGAUGUUCUUGGAUGAAGUCUCUGUCUUGCUCAGGAUAUCACAUCCUAACUUGGUUGGUUUAAUGGGAUUUUGCUUGGAUAAAGGAGAACAAUUACUACUUUUGGAGUAUGUUCCUAACAAAAGCCUCUUUGAGAGGAUGCACACAUACCAUGGCCAAUCCUCUGGUACAUUAUCAUGGUCUAAUCGUCUAAACAUCGCGUUAGAUGUUGCUCGUGCUCUUGACUAUCUCCAUUCAGUAGCUGAUCCUCCUGUCAUACACAGAGACGUUAAAUCAUCAAACAUUCUGUUAAUCAACGAUGAUCACGCCAAGCUUGCAGAUUUCGGGCUAUGCAAAUUAGGCAAUGAUGUUAUAAGCGCGACUACACCUACUAAAGUAAAAGGUUCACUCGGUUAUGUUGACACAUAUUACCUUAACACGGGCCUCGUGUCACCAAAAAGUGAUGUUUAUAGCUUCGGAGUGUUACUUAUCGAGCUCAUUACAGGGCUCAAGUCAGUACAAGGCUCGAUGACGCUUGCUGAAUGGACUGAGGAAUGUAGGGGGAAAAAUGAGAAUGUUGAGGUGUUAAUUGGUAUGUUGGAUCCAAAACUCAAUGGUAAUGUUGAUAUAGAACAGCUAAGAGUUUUGGUUGAUGUGGCUAAUUCAUCUUUACUUGAAAAUUGUGAAGCAAGACCAAACAUGGCACAAAUUGUCUAUAAAAUUUCAUGUUGUAUGGAGCCUCAAUGUGUACAUGAAUUACCUGUGUAGAACUAAGAAGUGGUUGUAAUUAGUACUACAAGUUUGUUGUUUUUUUUUGGGUUCCAACCGACUGUCCUGUGUCUGAUAUCCGCAUUGGAGUCAGACUAUUCUGGAUUCACGCUAUGUAGGGCCCAUAAAUGUAAAACCAUCUAUCUGUUCUAGUCAAUCCUUGUAUGUAUUUUUUUUUAUUUUUUUUUGUAUAGGAACUCACUCUAUAAGAGUUUUAUUCAGCUUUUCUAGUGAAGCAAUUUGGAUAAAUAAUCCAAAAAAACUUAAGGUGAUAGUAAAGUGGUACAUAAUCUUCAUAUAUACAUUAUAAAUUUCAAUUUUCAAUUCUUUUUGUUGGUUUACUUAUCUUCUUUGAAGUAUAUUGGUAGGAAAAUAAUUACGGUAGUAUGCUGUUAAUGUUUACACGUCAUCAUACCUUUAAGGUGUAAACUUUGCUAAAACAAAAUGUUUUACGCACCGAGUUAUCUUUUAUGACGACACUAAACAUGGCUUAUAAAUGUUGUCAUGUCCUAUCCUGCCUCGUUUAGUUGUCUACCCAUUUAAAAAAAUUUGAUAUUUAAAUAAAAUUCGGUUAUUAUAAGUAGAAGAUAUGUUAAAUUGUAAGCUUAUAAAAAAUAUAAUA